Molecule: messenger RNA, 635 nt
Organism: Ananas comosus (pineapple)
Lineage: Eukaryota; Viridiplantae; Streptophyta; Magnoliopsida; Poales; Bromeliaceae
Product: C-Myc-binding protein homolog
Exons: 5
Coding region: 153-482 (109 amino acids)
Biological process (GO): regulation of DNA-templated transcription
Cellular component (GO): nucleus
Molecular function (GO): transcription coactivator activity
Source: RefSeq, a predicted model, not a curated record
UAUCCAUGUCUCUGUACAAAAAGCUGUAUUUGUGAAUCAUUAUGAUUCGAAAAUCGAAAGAACGCAAUUCCUUCGUAGAUCUGUGCGUACCGAAACCCUAACCUGAUUCCGACGCGUCCCGCAUUUUCGUCUCCGAGAUCGAUGCUAUAAAUAUGGAGCGAGAAGCAAAGAAGGAGACCUUUAGAAAAUAUCUAGAUUCCAGUGGCGUUCUUGAUGCUCUUACCAAAGUCUUAGUUUCAUUGUAUGAGGAGAACAACAAGCCUUCUUCUGCAGUUGAGUUCAUUCAACAAAAAUUAGGUGGUCCGUCAAUAUCUGAAUAUGAAAAACUACAAGCUGAGAAAUUGGACCUGCAGUUAAGGUACGAUGAACUCUUCGCAGCUCACCAAGAAACAUGCAGACAGCUUGAGGAUCUAAGGAGCUCGAAAUAUACAGAAAAUUGCAAGGAAACAAUGAAUGGUGGCACCGAAAGAGAGAACUUGUAGAGUGGCCACAUUAAGCAAUCCAAAUGUUUAAUUUCUUUGUUGUUGUAAUCAUCACCAAAAAUUGAUUUUCCUCUUUUUUUUUUUUGAUCCCUUUGGACUACAUAGUUUCAUCUAAAUCUGAGAGGCAAUGGAUUUCAAAUUUGUAGAGGCUAA